Antrostomus carolinensis (chuck-will's-widow) is the source of this 310-nucleotide messenger RNA. Its product is annotated as anamorsin-like. Gene Ontology annotation, molecular function: iron-sulfur cluster binding. The transcript has 2 exons. Gene Ontology annotation, biological process: iron-sulfur cluster assembly. The record is from RefSeq and is a predicted model, not a curated record. The annotation marks the transcript as partial. NCBI's taxonomy places the organism in Eukaryota, Metazoa, Chordata, Aves, Caprimulgiformes, Caprimulgidae. Gene Ontology annotation, cellular component: cytoplasm.
AUGGGGGAGUACGGAGUUGAGCCAGGCCAGCGCGUGGCCAUCAUCUGGGACAGCUCCUCUCCGGUUGAAGCCCUGAAGGAUUUGCUGGAUAAAAUUCAGGCACUGGUGGGAGCUGAUAAUCGUGUCGCUGUGGAAAACAUUAACCAGCUCUCCCAAUCGGCUCACAGGGAGUCCAGUUUCGAUGUAGUUCUCUCGGGCAUGGUUCCAGGCAGUACAGUGCAGCACAGCGCGGAGGUACUGGCAGAAAUAGCUCGGAUACUUAAGCCAGGAGGCCGUGUCCUCCUGAGAGAACCAGUGGUUACAGAAUCAG